Messenger RNA from Plasmodium fragile, 411 nucleotides. RefSeq lists its product as uncharacterized. NCBI's taxonomy places the organism in Eukaryota, Apicomplexa, Aconoidasida, Haemosporida, Plasmodiidae. The transcript has a single exon. The record is from RefSeq and is a predicted model, not a curated record. The coding region runs from base 1 to 411 and encodes 136 amino acids.
AUGAAGGAGAAUAUUCAAAAAGGGGAAGUAAACAGGGACACGACGAGGAGGGACAACAACGGCAGUAGCAACAGUCAUAGUGACCUAAAUCAGCACAAUGGGGUAAACUCGAAGACGCGAAAUAAUAAUGGAAACGCCCUAUCCUUAAGCAACAUUUAUUUUUAUAGCAGCUUCGAUGAUAACUUUGACGAUAAGUAUGAUUACUUUGAUCAGGACGCCCCCAGUGCGGGACGGCCCUCCGGGUGUGAGGCGAAGGAAAGCGUGCACCCUGGUGGUAGGGAAGUGAAGCAGAGUGAGCAGAGCGAAGAGGGCACUCAAGGAGGUUCACCCCAAGCAGCAGAUGGUAACCCCAAUGCACGUACCCCCAGAAAGACAAACCGUACUGUGGAAAAUAUCCCCGAGGAGCUGUAG